CAGCUGACUCGGCGUAAAGCAGAUACGUUCACGACACGUUUUGGAGCAGCAGCCUCUCGCAGGGAAAUGUCGGGUCCCGAGCAGAAGGAAUUCUCCCCCAGCGCCCUGCCGUUGCCUGAGAUACCGAAAUGCUUGCAGAUCCGAUCGGUAACCAAAGGACUCAUCUCGUAUGCGGAGUCUCUUGAGAUGAAGCAGUGCCGCAGGGCUGCCCACGCUUGCAUUUGGGCACCUCAUCCAGGUUUUACAAAUUUUGGGGAAUGUAGAGCGGCAAUAAUGAUGCACCUUCGCUUUGACGGCACCUUUGGCUUCCCUGGGGGUCUCAUUGAGGAUGGGGAGGAUGUUAUCGAAGGCCUCAACAGAGAAAUGGCUGAGGAAAUUGGUUGGAACCCGGCAGUCCGGCAGAUCACCUGGUCAGAUUACUACAGUACUCAGUUAGAAACAAGAAAGAACAUGGUUCUGCACUUCUUCAUUGUUCAAAUAACGCUUGAACAGUUCACAGAGCUUGAAAAGAACUGUGUUUUAGCUCCAGAGUAUGGAAAUGAGGUUUUUGGAACCAUUCGUGUUCCUCUAUACACAAUGGCCAAUGAAUACAGUGGGUUACCAGCUUUCCUUAAUAAUAGGUUCAUCGGGAUAGCAAAGCAGCAGCUCCUGUUAGCACUGUAUCAGCAGAAGAUUAUGGCAGAAUCAGAAAUUACUGAAGUUUUGUAUAAGAGCCAAAACUACAAGUUAGCUCCGAAUAGGGUCUGAAGAAUUGAGCAGCAGCAUUGGACAACCAAUACUGGCUUACAUCAGUGAGCUGAUGAUUUGGCAAAAUGAAAGAACUUGCUGACUUGGUGCUGUUUGCAAUCAGUUCCUUUAUUUGACCUCCUUAGAUGUUUGUUGACAAAAGAAAGAAUAGAGCAAUAUAGAAUUUGAUCAUCAGUGUUUAAUGUAAACUGUUAGUUUUAUCUUGUUUUAUUAUUACUUUAGCAUUGCAAGGGAUUUUGUGUAUUUUCCUCUCUCUCUCUUCUCUCUCUCUCUCUCUCUCUCUCUCUCUCUCUCU
This is a messenger RNA of Penaeus chinensis, 1042 nucleotides long. Its product is annotated as U8 snoRNA-decapping enzyme-like. Gene Ontology annotation, cellular component: nucleus. The coding region runs from base 67 to 747 and encodes 226 amino acids. Gene Ontology annotation, biological process: mRNA catabolic process; sno(s)RNA catabolic process. The transcript has 6 exons. Gene Ontology annotation, molecular function: snoRNA binding; phosphodiesterase decapping endonuclease activity. The record is from RefSeq and is a predicted model, not a curated record. Lineage: Eukaryota; Metazoa; Arthropoda; Malacostraca; Decapoda; Penaeidae.